Messenger RNA from Sarcophilus harrisii (Tasmanian devil), 2963 nucleotides. RefSeq names its product mutL homolog 1 (gene MLH1). The transcript is spliced from 19 exons. The record is from RefSeq and is a predicted model, not a curated record. Gene Ontology annotation, molecular function: ATP-dependent DNA damage sensor activity; mismatched DNA binding; ATP hydrolysis activity. Lineage: Eukaryota; Metazoa; Chordata; Mammalia; Dasyuromorphia; Dasyuridae. Gene Ontology annotation, biological process: mismatch repair. Gene Ontology annotation, cellular component: MutLalpha complex. Bases 619 to 2841 code for a protein of 740 amino acids.
GGCCAAUCGGGUGGCGGCUGCGGGGGCGCCCGCUUGGGCGGCUCGGCCAAUGGGGCGAGAGCCGAGGCGGUCCCUUGAUCUUCUCUGCAUUUGGGGGAGAUCACGAGACCUUACCGAGUAGCGAUAGGCAUCUGGGCGGUCCAAUCGGCUCGCCGUUUCCACACCCGCUGAGGGAAGUCCCUUCAGACCUAGAGCGGAGGAUGAGGAAAAUCGGGGAAGGUGGAAUGUGACCAAAUCGGAGGAGGUGAUUGGCUGGAAGAGCCGUUUAUUCUUACGGAUCUGCCUGGCACCCCAGACUAGGCGGAGGGGAUUGGCUGAAGGGGGCACUCAUUUGCAUGGGGCGGCCCGGGAGGCGAACCGGGGCUAAAACGAUUGGCUGAGAGAAAUUCGUUUGCAUAGAUCUGCCUGGUUUCCUGAGGGAGACUUCUGGGAUUGGUUGGUGGGGGCCUUUUUUUGCUUGGAUCAGCCUAGUCCCCGACGCUGGAACGGCGGUGAUUGGCUGAGAGGGGCGCUCAUUUGCAUGAGUCUGCCUAGCUCCCGGACCCUGACUGCGGCGAUUGGGCGAGGGGGGCGUCCUUGAGCCGCUUGGCGCGCUCCCGGGUUUUGGCCGCCGCCGUCAUGUCUCUGGUGGCCGGGGUGAUUAGGCGCCUGGACGAAAAAGUCGUGAACCGCAUCGCGGCCGGGGAGGUCAUCCAGCGCCCCGCAAACGCCAUCAAGGAGAUGAUUGAGAACUGCUUGGAUGCCAAAUCCACAAGUAUCCAAGUGACUGUUAAAGAAGGAGGCUUGAAGCUGAUUCAGAUUCAGGACAAUGGGACUGGAAUCCGGAAAGAAGACCUGGACAUUGUGUGUGAGAGGUUCACUACGAGUAAACUGCAGUCAUUUGAAGAUCUGGCCUCCAUUUCUACCUAUGGCUUUCGGGGGGAGGCCUUGGCCAGUAUAAGCCACGUGGCUCAUGUGACUGUGACCACGAAGACGUCGGAGGCCAAGUGCGCCUACAGAGCAAGCUACUCGGAUGGAAAACUCAAAGCGCCUCCUAAGCCAUGUGCGGGGAACCAGGGGACCCAGAUCACGGUGGAAGACCUUUUUUACAACAUUGCUACGAGGAGGAAAGCUUUAAAGAAUCCCAGUGAAGAGUAUGGGAAAAUCUUAGAAGUUGUUGGCAGGUAUUCUAUACACAACUCAGGCGUCAGUUUCUCAGUUAAAAAACAAGGGGAAACGACGCCCGACAUUCGGACCCUUCCGAAUGCCAGCGUGGUGGACAAUAUCCGAUCCAUCUUUGGGAACCCAGUCAGCAGAGAACUGCUCGAGGUGGGCUGUGAGGACCCCGUCCUUGGCUUCAAAAUGAAGGGCUACAUCUCCAAUGCCAACUACUCGGUGAAGAAGUGCAUCUUCUUACUCUUCAUCAACCACCGACUAGUCGAAUCCACCGCAUUGAAGAAGGCCGUGGAGAGCGUGUACGCGGCCUACCUGCCUAAGAACACACACCCGUUUCUUUACCUGAGCCUGGAGAUCGCCCCCCAGAACGUAGACGUCAACGUUCACCCCACCAAGCACGAGGUGCACUUCCUGCAUGAGGACAGCAUCCUGGAGCGCGUGCAGCAGCACGUGGAGGGCCGACUCCUGGGCGCAAACUCCUCGCGCACCUACUUCACGCAGACCCUGCUUCCGAGCAUCGCCGGCUCCGUGACCGAGGGGCUGAAACCCGCCUCGGGGGGCUCGGCCUCGACUCAGGGCGCCGGCGACAAGGUCUACGCCCAGCACAUGGUUCGCACCGACUCUCGCGAGCAGAAGCUCGAUGCUUUUCUGCAGCCCAAGAGCAGACCCUCAGCCGGGCAACCCCCAGCCCGGAGUCCUGAGCGGCGGCCGGAGGCCCCGGCUGGCCGGCCUGGGGAGGAAAUGGAGGAGAUGGAGAUGGAGGAGGCACCCAAGGGCCCUGAGCCGGCAGCAGAUCUGAGGGAAAGGGACGGGCCACCGGCUAUCAGCACCCACCGGAAACGGCCGAGGGAAGACUCUGACGUCGAGCCGAUGGAGGAGGAAAUGACCGCCGCCUGCUGCCCGAGGAGAAGGGUGGUCAAGCUGACCAGUGUGCUGACCCUCCAGGAGGAGAUCAGUGAGAGAGGCCAUGAAGCUCUGCAGGAGAUGCUGCGCAAUCACUCCUUUGUGGGCUGUGUGACCCCUCAGUGGGCCCUGGCCCAGUACCAGACCAAGCUUUACCUUCUGGACACCACCAAGCUCAGUGAAGAACUCUUCUACCAGAUUCUCAUCUAUGACUUCGCCAACUUUGGGGUGCUGAGGCUGUCGGAGCCCGCGCCCCUGUACGACCUGGCCAUGCUGGCCCUGGAGCACCCCGAGAGCGGCUGGACCGAGGAGGACGGCCCCAAGGAGGGGCUCGCCGAGUACAUCGUGGAGUUCCUGAAGAAGAAGGCCGAGAUGCUCGCCGACUACUUCUCCCUGGAAAUCGAUGAGGAAGGAAACGUGACCGGAUUGCCUCUUCUGAUUGACAACUACAUCCCCCCAUUAGAGGGGCUCCCCAUGUUCGUCCUGCGGUUGGCUACUGAGGUCAACUGGGACGAGGAGAAGGAGUGCUUUCAGAGCCUCAGUAAGGAGUGUGCCAUGUUUUACUCCAUCAGGAAGCAGUACGUGGGGGAGGAGGCGUCUCUCUCUGACCCAGAGAAGGAAGAAGGCUCGGCCGCUGCUGGGUCCUGGAAGUGGACGGUGGAGCACGUGCUCUACAAGGCCUUCCGCUCGCACCUCCUCCCUCCCCGGCGCUUCUCCGAGGACGGCAGCGUCCUGCAGCUUGCCAACCUGCCCGACCUCUACAAAGUGUUUGAGCGCUGCUAAAGACCCAGACCCCGGCCCGGCCGUGACCGGCUCUCCGGACCGGACGGGCCACGGGCCGCCCCCUUGUGUUAGCCCUUCCCUCUCCCCACAGAGCAGCUGUGAAUAAAAAUUGUUGGUGACCA